UUGCCUCGGCACUCGUCAGGAACUACUAGGAUACAACCAAACACAAUACGGAAUCCUUGAGGUGAAGCCAUUCGUGAUACAUGGUAUAUUUAUGUUGCGAAUCUCACACGAUUUAUGGACGACUUUCGCUGUCGAUACGGCUUCUACACUCCCCACGGGAUCUGGAAGCUCCAGGUCUUCGCGUCGUUGUCUCCUCUUCAUAUCCUCAUACUAUCAAUGGUAUUCUCGAAAUCCCUUCCAAAGCAUGCCAAUUGUUGGAACCCGGUGUUCAUGGCAGAUACAUGGAUCAGAUUUGCCUGUUUCACUUACGGAUCUCAAAAUGUUGAUCGGUUGUGUUUCGCUCCUGGAAAAUGUUCGACUAUAAAAACUACGGGGUUUAUAUAUAUCACUCGCACCGAUUGUAUUAACUUAUUCUACUUUGGUUGAAAACUUCCGUCAAUGGAAACAGUAUCUCGACACAAAAGAUACAACCUGCCAAAUUCAAGACAUGGAUGCAGUUUCUGUGCCCAGCUCAGAGCCUCGACAAUGUCAUUACUAUGCCAAUGAACGCUGCGACCCUUGCACGUCGGGAUUGGUUGCCAACAAUGGCCAUCUUUGAUGAGACCU
Messenger RNA from Aspergillus wentii DTO 134E9, 606 nucleotides. RefSeq lists its product as uncharacterized. The transcript has 4 exons. Lineage: Eukaryota; Fungi; Ascomycota; Eurotiomycetes; Eurotiales; Aspergillaceae. The record is from RefSeq and is a predicted model, not a curated record. Bases 115 to 426 code for a protein of 103 amino acids.